Centropristis striata (black sea bass) is the source of this 3985-nucleotide messenger RNA. Its product is annotated as E3 ubiquitin/ISG15 ligase TRIM25-like. The transcript has a single exon. The coding region runs from base 430 to 2097 and encodes 555 amino acids. Gene Ontology annotation, molecular function: protein binding; zinc ion binding. Lineage: Eukaryota; Metazoa; Chordata; Actinopteri; Perciformes; Serranidae. The record is from RefSeq and is a predicted model, not a curated record.
AUUAAGAGAACAUAUCAGUUCAUAAUGUUUCUCAUCAUGUUGACUGGAAUAGUUAGUUUUAAUUGUGGACUCGAAGAAAAGAGUGUUCUUAUGUCAAACCACUCUUAUACUGUUCGUAAACAGACACACUGCCUCACUGAGACUGCUUCUCUUCCGAGAAUGAGUGUAGUAACCCCUCCCUCCUCUUCCUGCUUGCCAACACAGUCCGUCCCAUUCAGUCCAGAUAUUCCCUACUUCCUGCCUCUCUCACAGAUCUACCAGUGUACAGAUGAGUGAAACCAGCAUGUUGUAAAGUAAAGCCCCAUUUACUGUAGAUCAGCAAGCUAGCGUGAAGAAAGGGAACUUAGAUUUUGGUUUGGAUCAGUUCCCAGUUUUAGUCCUGAAUGAGAAAGUGAAACUAUUUCACAUUCAUUGUCUCUUCGAAGUGAAAUGGCGCAGCAGCAAAACCUCAUGGAUCAGAAAAAACUCUGCUGUUCGAUCUGUCUGGAUCUACUGAACAUUCCAGUGACCAUUCCCUGUGGACACAGCUACUGUAUGAGCUGUAUUCAAAGUCACUGGGAUGAAGAGGAUCAGAAGGAAUCUUCCAGCUGUCCUCAGUGCAGACAGACCUUUGGAUCGAGGCCUGUCCUGGUGAAAAACACCAUGUUGGCAGACUUAGUGGAGGAAGUGAAAAAGACUGGACUCCAACCGGCUCCACCUGAUCACUGCUAUGCUGGACCUGAAGAUGUGGGAUGUGAUGUCUGCACUGGGAGAAAGCGGAAAGCUGUCAAGUCCUGUCUGCAGUGUCUGGUCUCUUACUGUGAGCAACACCUCCAGCCUCACUAUGACUCCCCUGCCUUUCAAAAACACAAGCUGGUCGAUCCCUCCAACAAGCUUCAUGAGAACAUCUGUACUCGUCACAAUGAGGUAAUGAAGAUUUUCUGCCGCACUGAUCAAAAGUGUAUCUGUAUUCUCUGCUCCAUGGAUGAACAUAACGACCAUGACACAGUCUUGGCCUUCACAGAACGGACUGAGAGGCAGAAAGAGGUUGGGGUGAGUCGACAAAAGAUCCAGCAGAGAAUCCAGAACAGAGAGAAAGAUGUGAAGCUGCUCCAGGAGGAGGUGGAGGCUGUCAACCGCUUGGCUGAUAAAGCCGUAAAGAAUAGCGAGAAGGUCUUCACUCAGCUGGUCCGUCUUAUCAAGAAUAGAAGCUCUGAUGUGAAGCAGCAGAUCAGAUCCCGGCAGAAGACUGAAGUCAGUCGAGCUAGAGUUGUUCAGGAGAAGCUGCAGCAGGAGCUAGCUGAGCUUAGGAGGAAAGACACUGAGUUGCAGAAGCUCUCACACACAGAGGACCACACAGAGUUUCUACACAACUACCCCUCGCUGGCAUGUCUCAGUAGUCCAGACUCACCCACCAUCAAUAUCUGCCCUCUGCAAUACUUUGAGGAUGUGUCAGCAGUUGUGUCAGAGGCCAGCGCUAAACUACAGCACGUUUUAAGUGAAGCGUGGACCAAGAUCUCAAUGCCUGAUGUGGAUAUUUUACAGUCGCAUGCAGAGCCUAAAACCAGAGCUGAAUUAUUACAGUAUUCAUGUCAAGUCACACUGGAUCCAAACACAGCAAACACACAGUUGUUAUUAACCGAAGAGGACAGAAAAGCAACAGUGAUGGGUAAAAAACAGUCAUAUUGUAAUCAUCAAGACAGAUUUACUGACAUGUUCCAGGUUCUAAGUAGAGUGAGUCUGAGUGGACGCCAUUACUGGGAGGUAGAGAGGAGCACAUAUGAAGCUUCAAUAGCUGUUGCGUACAAGGAGAUCAGCAGAACAGGAAUUGAAAGUGGAUUUGGAAAUGAUGACAAGUCUUGGGCUUUAGAGUGUUUCAACAACAAUUACCAGUUCAGGCACAACUCUAUCAGCACUUUAAUCCCAGGUCCUCGAUCCUCUAAAAUAGGAGUGUACCUGGACCACAGUGCAGGCAUUCUGUCCUUCUACAGCGUCUCUGACACCAUGACUCUCCUCCACAGAGUCCAGACCACAUUCACUCAGCCUCUCUAUCAGGGACUUGGUGUUUUUGGUUCAUCUGGGAACAGAUCUGCUGCUGAGUUCUCUAAGCUUGAGUAGGAAGAAGAAGUUUGAGUCAAUGGCUUUACAGAGAUUUAAGAACAGGUUAAAAAAAAACAAUUUCUUUCCUUCUUUGAAUGCCUGAAUUAUUAUAAUUCAAGUUCAUUUUUGUCAAUGCAGAUGCGGAAGGAAGUUAUUAUAAGUUAAGUCUUUUAUUUUGGUAGUCUAAGAGUAACGUGGCGUCAUAUCCAUUUCAAGCAAAACAAAGCAGAAGCCAAGACGCAACCUCUGAGCCUGAACAGUGAAGCCUGCAUUCUGUCUAAUGGCCAGCAGGGGGCAACUCCACUAAUUGCAAAAAGAAGUCUGACUUGAUCCAGUUGGACUAAAAGACCCUCUAAAUAGCUGUUUAUUUAAAAGAACAAUUGUUUCUGAGGGGCUAAGUGAAUCAAUUUGACUAAGAGUUUACCUAUUUUGAAUUUAAAAAAUAGUAAUAGAAAAUCUAUAUGUUGCAGUCUAGUUGAUAUAGUGGCAUCAACAAUUAAAUUACAUGGGAAACACUGCCACUAGCUACAUAACUACAUACAUUGUAUUCAUUCCGUUGUACACUUUUAUUUUCCACUUUUUUUUGGCAGUUUACAAAUGAUGCUGCUGAAAUAUGACUGAUUGACGUGACUUUUACUUUACUUUUUUUUAAUGAAAUAUGCCUCAUAUACAGGCUCGAAAGGUGUGUGAUUCAAAUUUAAAAAUGUUAAAUGUUUAAAAAAAAGUUAUAAAAAAAACCUUAAAAAUCUUAUCAACAGAAAAGCAUAUUGUCCCAGUCCUAAUUUUUUAUGGUCUGGGCUCAUGAUACUUCAUGUUUCUGCAGCUGCUCUUCUUCCUUGAGGAGGUCAAAAUAUGUUGUUCAAAAUCAGUGGUGGAAUGUAAGUACAUUUACUCAAGUACUGUACUUAAGUACUUUUUGAGGUACUUGUUCUUUACUUGAGUAUUUCCAUUUUAUGUAACUUUUUACUUCUACUCCACUACAUUUUGAAGCAAAUAUUGUACUUUUUAUUCCUCUACAUUCAGCUGACAGCUUUAGUUACUUUUCAGGUCAAGAUUUAACAUAAAAAAACAUGUGAUCGAUACAAAAUGAUUAUGCAUUUUUAUUAAUUAAACCACGUAACACCAUAUUAAGUAGUUAAAAUGAACCUUACCGGGACAACAGGAAAAUGCUGUUCACAAAAAUGCAUCAUUUCAAAUAAUCCAAUAGUAUAUCUGGGAAUAUAUAUAACAAGCUGAGUGGGGCCAAUUUGCAUAACAACUACUUUUACUUUUGUACUUUUACUUCAGUAAGUUUUAAAUGCAGGACUUUUUCUUGUAGUGGAGUCAUUUCAGUGUGGUAUUAGUACUUUUACUCAAGUUGGAGAUCAGCUGUCUUUUUCUGCCACGUUUGCUUAUGAAAUGUAACAUGAGCAUUUUUUACACAAUGUACUGCAAGUACAUUGUGAUCAUGAAGGAAAAGAUCACCAGUUGGUUUAUAGUUGCAUUUGCAGUCAGACACAAUAUUAGUACAGUGAUUUAUUCCAAUAAUUCCAGAAACUCAGUAUUCUCCAAUCAAUUAAGCUUCAGAGGUUCUUCACACUUAUUUGAUUACACUUAUGAGCACUUAUUGUUGCACUAUUAUUAUUUUUUUAAUAUAUGUGACUUUUGCUGUUGCACAGUUAUUAUCAUUGCACCUUUAUUUUAUGGGAACAACUGCACUUUCACUUUUGACUGAAGUAACAUUUUUGUUAUUUUUAUUUUUACAUUACCCUGAUUUAUGAUCAUUGAGUAUGAUGAUGAAAGUACUUUGCAAAUGAGCAUAUAUAUAUAUAUAAUCUAUAAUGUAACUGACAUUUAUCUGUGUAUUUCUUGUUUAUAUCCUGCAUGUCUGUAUUUCUCUAGUUGUUCAUAAAGAUUUGAAAUAAAA